Messenger RNA from Oryzias melastigma (Indian medaka), 2451 nucleotides. It is a transcript of the gene crlf3, whose product is annotated as cytokine receptor-like factor 3. Bases 162 to 1499 code for a protein of 445 amino acids. The record is from RefSeq and is a predicted model, not a curated record. Gene Ontology annotation, molecular function: protein binding. The transcript has 9 exons. NCBI's taxonomy places the organism in Eukaryota, Metazoa, Chordata, Actinopteri, Beloniformes, Adrianichthyidae.
CGCUCAGGAGGAUCUCCUCUCUGAUUGGCUGCUGCCCCUAAAGCCUCGGAAGUGUCAUGUUUGGACUUGUGCAGAACUCGAGCAUUUGUCGGGCGGCGGCGGAGCGGAAUCCUCUCCUUUCGGACGGAAUGGCUCCCAGAAAGCUGUAAAGAGGCCUCAGGAUGGCGAUGGAGGUGGACCUGCUCCUGCAGGAGGCCAAGGAGAGCAUCGAGGCGGCGCAGAACUACCGCAGCGAGCUCCAGCAGCGCCUACACGGCCUGAACCAGGCCCGCAAACAGGUGCGGGGCAGUUCGGGUCAGGCCCGCGAGACCCUCCGGAGGCACUUCGCUGAGCUGCAGGCGGCGGCGGCGCGGCUGCUGGCGGAGCGGCUGGGCGUCCUGAUGGCCGAGGUGGACGCCAUCGAGGCGGACAGCAUCAAGCCGCUGGACGACUGCCAGAGCCUCAUCGAGCACGGCGUGGGCCAGGCCGACGAGCUCCUCAGAGAAGGGGAGGCGGCUCUGCGCACCAGCCUGGACGAGAAGGAGGACAAGCUGGGCAGCUUCACCAAGAAGGCCCUGCAGAUCCAGCUGGACAGCCUGCCCGAGGUCCCGGCGCUGGUGGACGUUCCGUGUGUUUCUGCCCAGCUGGACGACUCGCUGCUGAGCCUCUUCAGGGACGGCGUGUCCCGCCACGGCGCCGUCUCCUCCCACCCCCCCGUCCAGAUCGAGGAGCUGCAGGAGCGGCCCGGCGGCAUCCUGGUGCGCUGGUGUAAGGUGGACGAGGACUUCGCCGCCGCUGAGUUCCGGCUGCAGUACCGGCGCUCGGGCAGCGGGGGGAGCCAGUACGAGGAGGCCUUCAAGGGGCGGGACUCUGAGUUCCUGGUGCUCCACCUGGACCCCCACACGGACUACCUGUUCCGGGUCUGCGCCCGCGGGGAGGGCCGCACCGAGUGGAGCCCCUGGAGCAUCCCGCAGACGGGCUACACCACGCUGGCGCCUCACGAGUGGCGCUCCGGGACGGAAGGUUACAUCCUGAGCAGCAGGAAGAACAUCGCGCUCCGUAAUGACUCCGCCCACAGCCGCUGCCCUGUGCUCUACUCCAGCGGCCCCACCUACUACUGCGGCCAGACGCUCACCUUCAGGAUCAUGGCGGCGGGUCCGGUGGAUCGGCGGGACAGCGUUGGCGUGUCCAUUGAUGGCAAGACGGAGGAGGAGUCGCUGCAGAGGGACGGCGCCGUCUGCAUCUCCACCAACGGCGCGGUCUUUGUGAACGGGAAGGAGAUGACCAACCAGCUGCCCGCCGUCACCGUGGGCUCCGCCAUCACCUUCGACAUGGAGGUGGUCACCCUGUUCCCCGUCAGCAACAACAACCUGAGCGAGGGCGGCAACUUCAAGCUGAGGGUCACCAUCGGCUCGGGGAACCGCGAGGUGGUGUUCGACUGGAUGGUGGAGCAGCCCACGGACUGCUUCUUCUUCGGAUGCUCCUUCGUCCACUCCGGAUGGAAAGUUCUGGUGUUCUAGAGGAGCGGAUCCACAGGCUCAGUGUUCCCGACCCAGAUUUGUUCUUGUUCCCCUCUGGUUCUGAAGAUUCCCUCUGCAGCCACAAACAGCCCAGAGAUCAACUGUGAAGAUCCAGACGAGUCCUCUCGGCUGAAGAGGAUCUACUAAUCACUUUACCUCAGAGAGGGUCUCUUCAGUUAAACUUCUGAAUGAAACCAACCUAAAGGAUCAAAGAAAACGUUUCCUCUCAACAAAAACUCAGAUCUUCCUUAGAUGUUCUUCCUGGACGAGCAGCCAGGGGGCGACACAGACGCAGUUCCUGCUUCCUGAUGCAUGAAAGCGUUCGGAUCCUGUGAGGAUGUACUUGAUCCAGCUCCCGUCUCUGACUGGACCUCCCCCUGAGGCUGAUUUGCAGACGAUCUCGUCUCCCGUCUGUCCCGUUUGAGGAACGUUCAUGAACAUUGAACCCUCCAGCUCCAGGCGGACCGCUGAGGCACAGCAGGGAAGUUCUGAGGUUUCUCAUCCAAAACCCACAAACUGAUCAAAUCUGAGGUUCUGCAAACGACAAUCCUGAACAUGACGGAUCAGCCGGGAAGAGAGGAAAAGAAAUGGAAGAUCUCAGGUCCCACGGAGGAAGCGACCCCCCCCCACAGGACUGUUGAGCUUUUUUGUUUUUAUAGACGAUUUAAAUGUUCUUUUCCGUUUUUACUGAAAGUAUUUGACCCAGAGUCCUGAAAGUGUCACGUUUCACGUCUGCUUCCCACCGUUUCCACGCUCCGGUCCGUCUGUGUGGUGACGGAGCAGCAGAAACGUCCUCCAGCUUCACCUCUGAGCUGAUCUUCUGCCUGAAGCGGCUCAUCCGAUGGUACAAACCUGAAUCCAGCAGACUGGACCGCUCCAGAGCUGGGGAUUCAGCCUCACGGACGAGUGUCAUCAUCACGUUGUUCAAUAAAGUUUUUGUGAUCUUCUGUGA